Molecule: messenger RNA, 636 nt
Organism: Colletes gigas
Lineage: Eukaryota; Metazoa; Arthropoda; Insecta; Hymenoptera; Colletidae
Gene: RpL9
Product: 60S ribosomal protein L9
Exons: 4
Coding region: 47-616 (189 amino acids)
Biological process (GO): cytoplasmic translation
Cellular component (GO): ribosome; cytosolic large ribosomal subunit
Molecular function (GO): rRNA binding; structural constituent of ribosome
Source: RefSeq, a predicted model, not a curated record
UUCCAUCGUUUUGGUCUUUUCCGGUUAUCCCGUAGCGUGUGCGAGGAUGAAGCAAAUCGUAACCAAUCAGACGGUGAAAAUACCUGAGGGACUGACUGUUACGGUCAAGUCCCGUUUGGUUACUGUUAAAGGACCGAGAGGCAUUCUUAAACGUUCUUUUAAACACCUUGCGCUUGACAUUCGUAUGGUAAGUCCAAAGUUACUGAAGGUAGAAAAAUGGUUCGGCACAAAGAAAGAACUGGCGGCGGUUCGUACAGUUUGCUCCCACAUCGAGAACAUGUUGAAAGGCGUUACUAAAGGUUAUCAAUAUAAAAUGCGAGCGGUGUACGCUCAUUUCCCUAUCAACUGCGUCACGACCGAAAGUAACACUGUAAUUGAAAUUCGUAACUUCUUGGGCGAGAAGUACAUUCGCCGCGUGAAGAUGGCACCAGGUGUGACCGUAACAAAUUCUUCUAAACAAAAAGAUGAACUGAUAAUCGAAGGAAAUUCGUUAGAAGACGUCUCCCGUUCUGCUGCCCUUAUACAGCAGUCUACGACCGUAAAGAACAAAGAUAUUAGAAAGUUCUUAGAUGGUCUUUAUGUAUCUGAGAAAACAACAGUUGUACAAGACGAAUAAAUUUUAUUGACGAUUUGAAA